This is a messenger RNA of Leptopilina boulardi, 862 nucleotides long. It is a transcript of the gene l(2)efl, whose product is annotated as protein lethal(2)essential for life. NCBI's taxonomy places the organism in Eukaryota, Metazoa, Arthropoda, Insecta, Hymenoptera, Figitidae. The coding region runs from base 135 to 722 and encodes 195 amino acids. The transcript is spliced from 4 exons. The record is from RefSeq and is a predicted model, not a curated record. Gene Ontology annotation, molecular function: structural constituent of eye lens; protein folding chaperone. Gene Ontology annotation, biological process: response to heat; protein refolding.
GUUUUAACGUCCCCGUUAGCCGAUGAAUCUAUUUAAGCUCUCGCAUCAUGAUAUUUCCGUCAGAGUUGAGCUUUUAACCGCGUAAAAUUGUAAACUCGGAGUGAAAUUCAAGUUUUCAUUUUGCAUUUUCAAAUAUGUCAACCGUUCCUUUGAUGUAUCGCGAUUGGUGGGACGAUUUAGAUCGACCCAAUCGAUUGUUGGAUCAAUAUUUUGGUAGCGGACUCAAUCGAGAUGAUCUUUUCUCGUCAUUUUCAAAUUUGGCUUUAAUGAGACCGCGCUCAACUUUUGGAAAUAGUUCCUAUUAUCGACCGUGGAGAAACGUGGUUCGUCAAAGUUCAGGCGGUGCAAGCACCAUUCAAACCGAUAAAGAUAAAUUCCAGGUGAUUUUGGAUGUUCAGCAAUUUUCACCGGAGGAAAUCACGGUGAAGACACGGGAUAAUUUUGUUAUUGUUGAAGCCAAACACGAGGAGAAGCAAGAUGAACAUGGAUUUGUUGCUAGAAGUUUUAUCCGAAGAUAUGUUCUGCCAACAACUCACGAUGUGAUGCAAGUCACCUCAUACCUUUCCUCGGACGGUGUUUUAACAAUAACGGCACCCCAAAAGACGGUAACACCCAGUGGUGCCGAAAGGCUCAUCGAUAUCGUGAAAACUGGAACACCGGCAGAGAAAAAAGAAGAAAAAUCAGAAUCAAAGGAAACGAAAAUCACAACUGAAUUUACAUAAAUUUGAAAAAGAAAUAAAAAAAAAAAAAUUUAUGUAACAAUUUAUAUAAACCUUUUUUUUUGUAUACGUUUUUACACGGUAUUAAAUGUUAUUAAAAAUUAGAUAAUUUUUAUGGAUAAAAAAUAAAAUUUGCAAUCUUU